GUGACCAGAGCAAUGGCGACGAGUUUCAAUGAUGUGAGAAUCAAAGAAACUCUGAGAAUACGAAUAGCGGAAGGUCGCAAUCUUUGCUCCCCCGCAGGCCUGACGAGUACAAGUACCAAGGACACCUACUGCAAGGUUACGCUCGAUCAGGAAGAAAUUUUCAGAACUGCCAUUGUUGAAAAAACACUCAGUCCAUUCUAUGGUGAAGACUUCCAGUGUGAUGUGCCCAAGCAGUUCCGGUUCCUCUCCUGCUAUGUCCUUGAGAAGGCUGGAGGUCACAUGCACUUUCAGGACAAGGUCAUUGGCAAGGUGACCUUGAAGAGGGAUGAUAUCCAGCGCCAUCAUGGGAAAGACUCUUGGUUCCAACUCCAGCAGGUUGAACCUAACACGGAAGUACAGGGUAAAAUCCAUCUUGAAGUGCGAUUUGAAGAGUCAGUUAGCGGCUCAAACUCUGGUCUCAAUUCUCACUCACAACAGAGGCUAGCAGUCAGAGUAUUGGAAUGUAAUAACCUAAAUGUAACCAAUGGUGCUUGCAACCCGUAUGCAGUUGUCUCGUUUUCACUUGGCAAAACCAAGCAGAGGCCUGAGGUGCGGCGGACAAAUGUCAAGAAGAAAAUGACGUGUCCUCACUUUGAUGAGACAUUUAUAUUUGAUUUUGAAAGCAAAGGUCAAAAUCUUGAUAGAAAUGCGUAUAGCGUUGAAGACUUGACCAGUGCAGAACUAAAUAUAUCAAUCUACCAUGAUGAAAUGCGGGUCUCCCGGGAGGUCCUGGGCAGUAUCUGGCCAGGGGUCUUUCUAGGAGGCAUCAAAAUUCAGUUAAAGGAUCUUGACUGCCAAGGCACCCAUCGGGCAUGGUAUUUUCUACAGCCGAAGGAAAAUGGACGGCAAUCCCAGCCAGAUCUCGGAGCACUGCGGCUGAAGAUCACUUUCACCACCGACCACGUAUUUCAUUCCAUGCAUUACACAGAACUAAAAAAUCUCAUACUAAGAUCUCCAAAUGUCCAGCCAGUAACAUCGAGUAUAGCAUACAUACUUGGUGAGAUUGCGGACAAGGAGGAGGUAGCUCAACCAUUGGUGCGAGUAUUCCUUCACGAAGGCAAACUCAUUCAUUUAAUCAAAGCUCUUGCUCAGUAUGAAAUCACGAAUACAAGUGAUCCUAACACAAUAUUCCGAGGCAACUCAUUACUCACGAAGUGUAUCGAUGAGCUGAUGAAGCUCGUCGGACAUCAGUAUCUCCAUGACACAAUCAAAGCAACAGUUGAUGCGAUCUUCAUUGACGCCAAGCCGUGUGAGAUUGAUCCCACCCGGUUAAAGGAUGGUGAACGUGUUGAUGCAAACAUGCAAAAUCUAAAAGGUUAUGUGGAACAAACGAUUGGUGCUAUAUCUGACUCUGGUCUUGUAUGCCCGACCAGUAUGUGUGAGGUGUUCUUCGCCUUGAAGGAGGCAGCCAUGAAACAUAGACCAGAUCACAAGGAGCUCCGCUACCAGGUUGUGAGUGGCUUCAUCUUCCUCAGGUUCUUUGCUCCAGCCAUUUUAGGCCCAAGGUUAUUCCAGUUACGCUCCGCUACAGUGGAUGCCCCAACCCAUCGAAAGUUAACUCUUGUUUCCAAAUCAAUACAAAGUCUAGGGAAUUUGGUCAGUUCAAAAUCUCCUGUGUUCGGUUUCAAGGAGGAAUAUAUGGUGCCUUUGUUUCAGCAUUUCUGUGACUCUCACUUCAUAGAAAGUGUACGAAAUUUUUUAGAAAUCAUAUCAUCAGCUACAAGAGCCCAUUCAAAAAGUAUGUGCAUAGAAGUGCCUGUCGUUCUCAAGGAAGGGUAUCUCAUCAAGAGGGCGCAAGGACGCAAAAAGUUUGGAGUGAAGAACUUUAAGCGACGAUACUUUGUGCUGACCAAUCACGAGUUGGCGUACUCGCGUGAAAAAGGGGAGGAGCCACUCCUGCGAUGUCGUAUUCCCAUCGAGGAAAUAUUAGCUGUAGAGCGGUUAGAAGAAGAGGCAUUUAAGAUGAAAUAUAUGUUCCAAGUAGUCCAGCCUGAACGUGCACUCUACAUGCAGGCAACUAACUGCGUGGAGGAAAAGGAGUGGACUGAUAUCCUGUCCAAAGUUUGUGUCACCAACAGGAAUAGAUUAAAAGAAUAUCAUCCUGCAGCAUAUCUCAAUGGACAUUGGCUUUGUUGUAAAGCAACAGACCAGUGUGCUCAAGGUUGUGCCCCCGUCACAGGGGGCCUGCCCCCUGAUAUCAAGAUAGAUAUUGAUCUCGACCUCGAAUUAGAGCGAAUGCAAUCUUUGUUUGUUAUACAUACUGACAAGCUGGAUUUCAUGCAAGAGAUCGCCUCGGGUCAGAAGGAUGCCUGUGGGAGUAUGAGUGUCUACACUGGUGAAAACUCACUCAUGCCAAUGGUCUCUUGCUCUGUCACGAAUGACCCCAAGACGUGUUUUGAGAGUCUUAACGAGUUACAGAAGAUGAUAAUUGGUUUGGAGCAGGAGCACAAGAAUUAUCAUAAACAUGUACAACGACAGACAAUCUUAGGAUCAGAAGAAAAGCCCAUCGGUGAUGAAGACUUGUCCAAGUUCGCAGUCAUGACACGCUUGUGACCCAGCGGGGGAUUGUGACUUACAGACUUGUGUUAUCUACGCUGUGCCAUAAGAGUCACAUUGCGGGAUGUGAUUGACUCUACCCGAGAUAUGUAGGGCCCCGGAUAUCUGUUAUUUGCAAAAAUUUGCGCUCGAGACUUGUUUUGGCUUUUCAAAACAUUGAUAUUUUCUGUAUCAAAACAGAUUUUAAAAAGUGUCUUUUAGGUCCCCUAGGGCAUCGGUAGGGGAGUAAAAAUCACCACCUGCCUGUUCACUUGUUUUCCAUCUUUCUUAUAGAAGGACUAACGCACUCUAUUUUUAGUUGUAAGUAUAACUACAGUUAGCUCCAAGAUGCUCAUAGCUUUUUCAAAUCAUUCUCAUUUUCACAAUUUCUCAAGGAUUUUCAUUCAACCUACUUCAUAUGAAUCUUUACGUCAUGUCCCGUCGCUUUAAUCCAAUCAAAAUAUUCUGUCUAAAAACACUCCAGAAAAAGAUGACUUUGUGUAGGAUAUGUAAUAAUGUUCCCCAUCAAUGAUACGGUUCAUGUCAAGAGUCGAGAAGAUAUACUUCAGGCACGCUAAGUUUAUGACCAAAUGGGGGCUUCUAAUAGAUGCCCUGGAAAGUAUAGCAUAAAUGCAGCCUGACACACUUUUGCCUCUUAUAGUCAGCUGCUAUAGGACAUCAACCACUCCCGAACCGUUUUGAACAACAAGGUCGCCAUCUAUCGUUUAGCAAUCAUGAAAAUGCCUGCCCUCUCACUCUGUAUUAUAUCAUGUAAUCUACAUGUACAUGUAUGUGUUUCUGAUGAAUGAAAAUAUUAAUUACAAAAAGAAAAAUGUACUCAUGCAAAACAUAUGCCAAGACAUGGCAUGUUAUGUUAUGAUGACAUACUCACGAUACUGGCAACUUGAGUUUGGAGCUUUUGCCUCGCAAUUAGUCAUGACAUAACGACAAUGGUGGCAAGUCCUUGUACAAAAUGUGUGUAGUAAAAUUUCCUACACUGUAACUUUGCAUCUUUUACUGGAGCAGUUGUGGUCGGGAUGAACUUUUGAAUGGAUUAAAGCAUAUUUCCUACGAGAAAUACAACGCCUUUCCCGCACCUCAGUAGGUACCAGAGCAUCAUCAAGUCAUACGCAAGUUACUAAAUGGAACCCUAUUGCGGGCCCUAUUGUCCACAUGUUCAGCAGGCCUAAUCUAGCUAACUGAUCUGCACCAGACUUAUGCACAGGAAAUGACACGUUUCAUUUUCACCGCCCGAGAAAAUGUAAGAAGUAGGCUGAAUCAUUGCUGUGCAAAAUCCACUUUUAAAAUGGUGAUAAGACUGAUGUGCAGAUUCAUUUUGAGGUAAGUGUAAUAAAAAAUGCAAGAGGAAUUGUGAAAAUGAGAGCGAUAUAUGCAACAUAUCUCAAGAUUGUGGGGCGAACUGUAGUGUGCAUGUUGAGAAAAUUACUGUUUCCCUCAAAACUUUUGCAAGCGUUUUACCUUUCUGUCCUUGUGCGGUUCGAAGGUUCGAGCAUAAAAUGUUAGUUUAUCGGCACAUUGAUAUGCAUUACGGCUCCAUAUUCCGCAAAAUGUACAGGACAUGCACAAAAUGUACAGUUUUGCAGAAAAAAGUAGUCGGCCGUUAACUAAUCUGUAGAGCAAUUGGAAUUUAGGCCUGGGUGCGCUAAGAUAAUCCAGGUUUCAGUAUUGACUAUUCCAGUUCAUCUCAGUCGCACCAGCAAUGAGUAACACAUGCUUGGAGUACCCAAAGUAACUGUGGGUAUCUUGAACAUUUUUAAUUGUGCUUUCUAACAUUUAUCAAAAAGAAAUUCAUAUCAGAAAAUGUCUUUUAACCAGAUUUUUUGGUGGCCCAGAUGGGACGAGCAGCUAACUGUGAACCAAUGUCCAAUGUUGUUUAUCCCUGAAUAAAACCCUCCAUAUUGCCCAUCUAGUGCUGUCUAUACCCAACAUUUUAUCUGUUCAAGUUCACAUUUGAAUUUGAUAUAUAUAUUUGAGUGUAAUACAAAUGGAUCUUUGAUUGAAAGAAUGUUCUGGUUGAAGUAACCAUGAGAUGUUCCUUUCUAAUGUUUCACCAAGCAUUGAACUUGUUCAGUAUUUCCAGUAUUCUCGUUUCAGUCACUUGUUGUGUAAUUCUCGAGAUAAAACCACGUUUAAAAGCCAGGUUUACCAUUGUUAUUAUUCGAUUGUGCUAGAGUAGGAAAGGAGUUGCAGGGACCGCCCAUUAUUAAACGUGUUUAUUGCUACUUCUUAGUUCCAAACCCCACUGCCUGUUUAGUUCACCUCAUCUUAUGGUGCAGAGCCUGUUGUCCGUCAUCCGUUAGCAAGGCACGUUUUGUUACUGCUGGAGCUAUCGACUUGAAACUUGGUACAUAUGUUCCCCUAUGUAACGACACCUGGGAGAACAAAUUUUGAUCAGGUUCGAUGAUUGAUUUUUUUCACCAGGUGGCUAAAACUGAAAACACAAAAAGUGUUAUAUUUUCUCUAAAUAAGGGCUCGAUCAUCACCAAAUUUUUAUCGUAGGUACAUAUAAAGACGAUACAUAACACGUAACACGAGUUUUUGAUUUGACCUACUUUUCAGGGUCGCAGAGGUCAAAUAGCGUUAAUUGGCCGAUGGUGGCACGUUGGGUAACUACUGGAGCCAUUGGCUUGAAUUUAGUACAUAUGCAGCCCUAUGUUAUGAAACCUUGUGGACUAAAUUUAGGUCCUGUUCGAUUCCUGGUUUUGCCACCAGGUGGCUGAAAUUGAAAACAAUAACAUGGCCCUGGUCAUUUCAUUUCAUUUGCACCGGUCCCACUAUCCUCUAAUGCGGGCCCCGUCAGAUGCUGCACUCGAAUGGAGGAAUACAGUCUAUUGCCAACAGCAUUACUUGAUAGCGGGUAGAAAAAUAUCAUGAGUCUCAUCGACUGCUUUCUGAGUUUACUAGUGAUGGUACCAAUCUGCGGAUGUCUGACUCAUAGUGACUUGUGAUGUAUUUUCCUACUGUUUUAUAAUGUUUGACCUUGUUUCCAGGUGACCUCUGUUACGCAUCCUGCAUUGUUAAGGUUGUUUUAUUUCUUUGUUGUUUUGAUGAAGAUUAUACAAUGUUCAGUCUUGUUAGUAUGCAUUGUCUUUUGUAAUGAAUGACACUUUAGGUAUCUUUAAAAUCUGACCCUUCACAAAUACACCUAUUUCAGUGUUUAAAUUGAUCCCCUGCUGUCCAUUGUUAAGUUCAGUGUGGGUUUUUUUCUCUUAUAUUUUCAAAUUAACUUUAACCGAGGCAUUCCACUUUGAGGAGAAGAAACUGUUUGAUUAUUAGCAAUCGAAAAUCUGCAAUUGUAUGUUUGUUUGGUCAAAAGAUUUAACAUUUAAUUUUUGUAAAAUUGAAAUAUUUGUAGCUUGCAUCACACAUUCACAUGGACAUCUCUUUGAAGAGGUCAUCUGGGCAAAGGACAUCUCUAUAGAAACCUAGGUCAAUUAACACUUAAUAGGGGAAACGGAGUCAUACAACUUCCUAUUCUUAAGCAGGAUGUUUAAGAAUUAGAGGGCCCGAAGGGUGUCGCUCAAAUUGGACCCUCUUGCAUGCAUCCCAACCUUUCGUCAAAAUAAAUCCAUAUUCAAUGGUUUAAUAUGGUUUGUCACAAGAUAAAGCCAUGAUUUGGUUUUUUUCUUAGGUUUGUAUGAAGUGCACUCGCCUGACUACCUGUCUCCUUCAAAGGAAACCUGUAGUGAAACGCUUAUAAAAAUGGGGAGUUUUGAACGGCCCGGUAAAAACCUUAAGACGGGAAUAAGCUUCCAUUGAUUGAUAUUAGCAGUUUUGAGUUCCCCUCAGGUAGUUGAUUAUGUAGCCAAUGAGCUGCAUCAGAAGUAAUCACCAAUUUAGUUAUUUUUACCACGAUAAAGACUUGUGUCACGACUGAAUCUCUUUAAAUUUCAAUGUAUCAAAUUCAAAACAUUAAAUUGCUAUAUUGCCAAGAAUUUCUGCAAGAUUUUGCCCCAAAAUCUGCUUUGGGCUUUGUGAAGUCGUGGGGGAAAACACUUCAACCCUUUGAGGCAUGAUCGUGAUUUAAAGCGUAUUUCCUACAACAAGUACAAUGCCCUUCCCUCGCCUCAGUAGAUAUCAAAACAUCAUCAAGUCAUACGCAAGUUACUGAAUGGAACCCUAUUGCGGGCCCUAUUGUCCACAUGUUCAGCAGGCCUAAUCUAACUAACUGAUCUGCGCCAGACUUAUGAAUAGGAAAUGAGACUGUUCAUUUUCACCGCCCGAGAAAAUGUAAGAAGUAGGCUGAAUCGUUGGUGUGUGAGAUCCCUUUUAAGUCGACAAAGUAAGACCUCUCUGUUUGCCCAAUCUCAACUAUAAUCGCCCAAACUUUAUACACAGCAUCCCUUCACUUUCCCACUUAUUUGUGAGACUGAGCUACUCCGAAUGAAUAUGAUAACUUUAGUAAUGUAGUUCGGUACCUGAGCAUGAUUUUCAUAUAAGGUUUUCCAGGGUAACAUUUUUACUUCUGCGAGUAUUUUGGCGUCAAACGUGUUAUAAACAACAUUUUUCUCCAGAAAUCAGUGCUUUUUGGGGUGUAUUUUUGUGGUAACUCGGGCUCCAGAGGGUUAAGAAACAAGUAUCAAUAGUGCUUUCAUCAUUGGAAAACCAAGGAAAUGCCAUGCCCAGAUAACCCCUUUAAGUUGCUACUCUCACUGAUUGAGAGCUCCAUCUAUGAAUGCUUUACUUAUGAUCACUGACAUUUAGUCGAGGAAGGAGAAUUUCAUAUAAUGCAUAGAUUCCUUUCACAUGUUUGAAAAGUUCCAGUGUGUAUUUUGAACAUUUUUAAGUGGAAAGGGUUCAACAUGUUCACUGCCAAGCCCUUUAGUGCUCAGAGUGUGAUGGUCCCCAUGCUAAUAGUGUGUACACACAGAUGUUUCUAUCAUAGAAUGAAGAAUCUAUGAUAUAGGAAAAUCAUCAUAGAUUCUAUAAUAGAUGGUUUCCAUCAUAAAAUCUAUGGAACAUCAUUGUCAUAUCCACCAUGGGCCCAUCAUAGAUUAAGUAAGAAUUCAGUUCAUCAUUGAAUCUUUAUACUGGAAUGAGCAAACUUGGCGAAUGGAUUCUUAUUUUCCAGAAUUGUCUUACUGAACCUUGAUUCAUCUCUCAUCACAGAUUCUAUGAUUGGCCAUCAUUUCAUAGAUGUUAAAAUUCUUUUUUUGCAUGAUAAAUUCUAUGAUGGGAAUUUCAUCGUAGAAUCUGUACUGUGUGAUCCAUUCUAGCGCAUGUUAACAUUGAAGUCACCAAGUAGAGUGACAGUCUUCCAAAUUCUUGAAAUAUGAUAGACUCUUUCACCAGUCUCCUCCAUUCACUCAUUACAGAGACUGGUUCUUGACGGCAUUUCACUCGUCGUGAACUAGAUUCGGGGGCAUUGGCUUCCAGUGACCCCACAUGUUUUUCUGUAGGUUGGGUAACUUCGAGCCAAGUGAAUAAUCAGGAAUACCAGAGCGCUCGGCAUGGACAGUGCAUCGACUGUUUUCACUGAAAGUGUAUGGCUCGCCUUGGGUAAAUCAACGAGGCCUCCUCAACCUUCAUCUGCUGUGCGGCGGAUAUGGUCGAGGUUACCUGGACUAGAAAUAUGAAUAAAUUUGCAAAUUUCACCUAUUCCAGUGUAGUUUUUUUGCCGAUUCCAUCACAGAUUUAAUGAUGAGCCCAUUGUUGAUACGACCAUGUUGUACCAUCUUAGAUCUAUGGAAAUGCUCCAUCAUAGACUCGAUGAUGAAAUAUAAUAGAAUCAGUGAUGACGAUGACUAUCCUCUGUUCUAGAUUCUUUGACAGAAUCCUUCGCCUGUGUAUUACUUUAGCGGGGAACUGACAAGCACAUUUUUUCUAGAAUUGGCAUUUUUGGAUUUACAGUAUAUUUUUCCUUUGGCAGAUCUGUCUCGAAGACAACGAAUAUCAAAUUUGUGACAAAAACAAAAGAAACCAUAUCCAAUACGUAGAUUACUUUACGGUCAUUCCAUGUGGUAGUCAUUGAUAAACUCUAGACUCACCGAUAUAAGACCUUUUUGGAAUAUGCAAGCCAAGCCCCCAUAGAUAUAAUACCUUUUGUCGUUCGAUGCCAUUCAACAUUGACCAGUCGAGAAGCCAAUAGGGGGACCAGAAGUUGUCUAACAUUUCUGAUGGUCAUGACAUCAUGUCCUGCCCUUAGCGUUGUUUGUGUCGACUUCACAGCAAGGGUUCAGAAUGACGGGAAGAUAGGCCCGGAGCCAAUCAGGUAUGAAGGGGCCUUUGCCUGUUCAUUGGGCAUUUUGCCUGGGGUGGUCACGCCCAGAGGUACUGAAACGGUGUUGGAUCGGUGAGUCUAGAGUAUCGUCGAUAAAGUAUGAUUAUGUUUGUUGUGCUUGGCUACGAGGUGGUGAUCGUCUGCUACAUCAAACCAUUUUCAAAGUUUCAGGAAUCUUCUCACGGCGCAGAAGUCCUCUGUGCAAUUUUUUAAACAGAAUUUCUUUCUCGGUGAAUUUGAAGCCUUUCUUCUGGAGACAUAUAGGCAUGACUUUUCUACAUACAUAAACUGUAUAGAUAUCUCUUCAUAAGCAAUUAGUCUUGUUAAGGAUUGGACUUCUUUGGUAGCUCACCUGGACACUGAUAAAAGCUGAGGUAUGUGAUGUAGUCGACCAUCACCACCUGCUUGGCCACCCAGUAUAUUUCAAGCUUAACUUCUCCUUUAUGCCCACCCAAUAUGAUACCCAGACACUGAACUAAAAGUUAUUCAACCUAGACAUUUAAAGGCUUAUUAUUGAGGCCAUUUCUAUAAGCAAAAUGGCCCUGGCUUAUUCAUUCCAAACCUUGGUUGUUUCUUUAAUUUUAUUCAGAAGUAUUUUAGUGAGUAAUUGUUGGUUUGUUUAAGCAAUUGAAUUAGUUUAUUGAAUCGUAACUGCAUUUGUUAAAGUUGAAGUGUCUUGAUAUAAUGCCGGACUGGCACUGAUGAAGUUUACAUGGGUCUUUCUCCGAGGCUCAUGCUGGGAUGUUAGAACAUUCUACGGAUGUGACCCAUCUCGGCAAAACCAGGCAUAUGCUGCUCUAAGCUUGGCAGGUUGUGAUGGACUUGUUCAUUUCACCUAUGUCUCCCUUUUGUGAAAUCGGAGUACAUCAAUUUCUUCCAUUAUCCCCCGGCAUCAGUUAGUGAUUUAGGGUCAUUUUCUGUGCGAAUGAGCCUCGUUUUGUUGUGAUGGGUCACAAAAAGUGUACACAUUGUUGGGUGUAUAUCUUAGCGUCCUCUAUUGCAAAUACUCUCAACUCGGCUCUAUAAGACCAGGUUGGUGAUACCGACCAAUACCACAUUUAUGAUGUUUAUUCAGAAGGAUAUUCAUCCAGGUUAGGGAUGGUAGGCCUAUAAAAAUUCUCGUCAGACCUCAUUCGUUGGAAUCGUGAUUUUGGGUAAUCCUACAUGUAUGUAAUGGGCAGGCAAGAAAUAUAUGAUCUGGUUUUAUACAGCCGAGUUGAGAGUAUAUUCCUCUACUAUGUAAUUAUCAUGGAUGUUAGCCAGGCAUUAUUCCUCGAGGCACUUCUUCUUUAAAAUUUUGCAGAAGGGAAACUACAGGGGGUCAUCCCCUUUCUCCGAAAAGAGUAUGUUUUGUACACUUUUGAAAAUGUUAUAUAUUUAAGGAUGGCCCCAGCACAUUCGUGACCUCUCUGUCAAAAGUCAGUUCUUGUCACACAUGCAGAAAAGGGGAAACAAUAUUUCUCAGAAAAUGAUAUUAUGAUUUUUUAUGCACUUCCAUUAGUGAAUUAGCGGAUAAGUUCUUUUUAGGCAGUGGUUUUCACACAAAGUUAAGAGGGGUACGCGAUUCAUAAUUACUGGUUGUCCCGGGAAAAAAAUACGGUUUUAUACACAAUGCCAUUGUGAAGUUAUUAUGCAUGCAAAUUUGCUGAAACUUGGUUUUAUAGUAUAUUUAUAUCUCUCUACACGAUGGCAAUGUUGAAAUUUAUAUUUAGUAUGUAUAUCGAUUGGAAAUUUUCAAAUCAAAAUUUAAAAAUUCAACGAAUGGCGUGGGCCUUUAAAGCCCUAGCCAUUUGACAUUUUCGUGCGUGUGUACAACAGUUAUGAGGUAAAGGGUGUCAAAGUUUAUACUCUAUUCUCGGUUUUUUAACAACCAGUCCGUUGGCCAUGCCCCAGUCCACGAUUACAAUACUGCAUAGCCACAUUCAUGAAUGGAGGUAUGUCUUCAAGCGCCAAUUUUGUCUGGAUUGGCUAGUUCAGCAAUGAAUUGACAGACUUGACGUAUACCUAACCGGCUGGUCGUCAUUCUGGUAUUCUGACCAAUCACUGGUAAUCGACACCAUUUCUUCAAUAAGCGGCAAAGAUAAGAUUACACACUGCGGGCCGAUGCUCCGGUUUGGCCUGAGCGUUAUAGCAAUGCUAAAUUAUGACUGCAUCAUUGUUGAAAAGGGGCUGGACAUACAACAUGCUGAAUUGGUAGUUUAAAACGGAGAAUAAAGUAUAGCAUGCAGUGCACUCUUAUACUGUACACAUGGAUCAACACAAACUGACAAGUUCAGAUCACUACUCCUAAAUAUUUCUCUUGGACACCAAUUUCUGAAAAUAAUUCAAAAAAAUUCAAAACAUUUUACAGAUUAUGAAUUCUCAAAUGAAUAUCUCCAUACAUUCUAAAGCAAAUGUUGUGUAUCUCCCUCUUGUUUCACCAAUCUUAGACAGUUUCUGAAUAUUGAAGUCAUAAGCCCCGAUAGAUACACAUGGUUGUUUGCUGUUAGACAUGUUAGAAAGACAGUCAGUUGGUAACAAGACAUUUUGAAGUGGUCAAGUCGCAAUGAUUCUGCGUGGCCUUUCAGUCGAGUUUUGAGUAAAUAAAGCGGUCUUAGAUUGGGGAAACUACAGUUUCUCCCCCCCCCCUCCCCGCAUUGUAAAAGUAACUUUGUGCAUAAUUAGCACAUAUAAAUAUUACAGCAUCUUUCUUGGACCCAAGUGCCCACUUUCGACAGAGCAGGUCAGAUAUAAUUUUAUGAGUAGUGAGGAUAUGACAUCUUGUGGUUGUUCGUAUUGUAAGAAUGGGUGAGAAUAUAGGCAUAUUUUAUUGUCAAAUAAAUCUACAAAAAUAUUUACUGUUGUAUUAG
Lineus longissimus is the source of this 11664-nucleotide messenger RNA. Its product is annotated as ras GTPase-activating protein 3-like. Bases 13 to 2592 code for a protein of 859 amino acids. The transcript has 21 exons. The record is from RefSeq and is a predicted model, not a curated record. Lineage: Eukaryota; Metazoa; Nemertea; Pilidiophora; Heteronemertea; Lineidae. Gene Ontology annotation, biological process: regulation of GTPase activity; intracellular signal transduction.